This is a messenger RNA of Medicago truncatula (barrel medic), 3551 nucleotides long. RefSeq names its product LRR receptor-like serine/threonine-protein kinase GSO1. The record is from RefSeq and is a predicted model, not a curated record. Gene Ontology annotation, molecular function: protein binding. Bases 406 to 3339 code for a protein of 977 amino acids. Lineage: Eukaryota; Viridiplantae; Streptophyta; Magnoliopsida; Fabales; Fabaceae. The transcript is spliced from 2 exons.
CAUAUAGUUCUCCACUGCAUACAUAAGCUAAAGAGCCCUAAAAUAUUCCACUUCUUACCUAAAAAAGUAAGAGUGUAAAAGCCUCAAAUAUAUUGGUAAAACUAAAAAGGUAGUAGAAAGGUAUAAUAUUUUUUAAGAUAAACUAUAUGCUAAAGUUUAUCAUUCAUUUCACCACAUAACAUUCCAUUAUAUAUCCGUACCAUUGUCAACUCUAUUCAUUAAAAAAUUGAGUAGGCAGGGUUGCUCCAGUAGAACUAUAUAAAGCCUCAUAUAACUUCAACCUGUGUCAUUGUCUUCCUUAUUAUCCUAUUCUUCAUUUACUUUGUUUUAUCAUGCUACUAAAACUUGAUCCUUAUUUUUAGAGCAUAUCUUUUGAACCAUUUGACCUUGUAUCUAUACCUCAUAAUGAAACAAAUAUAUUCAUAUUGGUUGUGCAAUUUUCUUCUGUUAUUGACCAUUCUUAAUACUUCUUUUGUUGCAACACUAAGUAAUGAUGCUGAUGCAACAGACACUAACUUGCUUCUCAGGAUCAAAUCAGAACUAUUGGAUCCAUUAGGAGCUAUGAGAAACUGGUCUCCAACAACUCAUGUUUGUAACUGGAAUGGAAUAACAUGUGAUGUUAAUCAGAAACAUGUUAUAGGCUUGAAUCUUUAUGAUUCAGGAAUAUCAGGUUCCAUUUCAGUUGAGUUAAGUAAUCUCAUUUCUCUUCAAAUACUUGAUUUAUCUUCAAAUUCACUUAAUGGUUCCAUACCUUCAGAGCUAGGUAAACUUCAAAAUCUAAGAACACUCCAACUAUACUCAAAUUAUCUCUCUGGUAACAUUCCUAAAGAGAUAGGUAAUUUGAACAAGUUGCAAGUUCUUAGAAUAGGAGACAACUUUUUGACAGGUGGCAUUCCACCUAGCAUCAUCAACUUGAAAGAGUUGACAGUGUUAGGUGUAGGUUACUGCCAUUUAAAUGGAACCAUACCAGUUGGAAUUGGUAAAUUGAAGAAUCUUACAUCACUUGAUUUACAAAUGAAUAGUUUUAGUGGCCAUAUACCUGAAGAGAUACAAGGCUGUGAAAACCUUCAAAAUUUUGCAGCAUCAAACAACAUGCUUGAAGGAAACAUUCCUUCCUCUAUAGGGUCCCUUAAAUCAUUGAAAAUUAUUAAUCUUGCUAAUAACACUCUAUCUGGACCAAUUCCUUCAUCGUUGAGUUAUCUUUCUAACUUGACAUACCUGAAUUUUCUUGGAAACAAACUAAAUGGUGAAAUUCCAUAUGAGCUUAAUAGUUUGAUCCAAUUGCAGAAACUAGACUUGUCUGGAAACAACUUUUCUGGAUCAAUACCUCUCCUUAAUUCCAAAUUGAAGAGUCUUGAAACUCUAGUUCUUUCUGAUAAUGCUUUGACAGGUACCAUUCCUAGAAGUUUCUGUUUCAAAGGUUCAAAGCUUCAACAACUUUUCUUGGCUAGAAAUAUUCUAUCUGGAAAAUUUCCAUUGGAGUUACUCAGCUGUUCCUCAAUACAACAGUUGGAUCUUUCUGGAAAUAGCUUUGAAAGUGAAAUUCCAUCUACCAUAGACAAGCUUCAGAACCUCACAGAUCUUGUACUCAACAACAACACCUUUGUUGGAUCACUGCCUCGUGAAAUUGGAAAUAUUAGUACUUUGGAAGGUCUUUUCCUUUUUGGAAAUUCUUUAAAAGGUGAAAUUCCAGUGGAGAUUGGAAAGCUGAAAAAUUUGAACACAAUUUACCUCUAUGAUAACCAAAUGUCUGGAUUCAUACCAAGAGAGUUAACAAACUGCACAAGUUUAAGAGAAAUCGAUUUCUUUGGAAACCAUUUUACAGGCCACAUUCCUGAGACGAUAGGGAAGCUGAAAAACUUGGUUCUUCUUCAUUUGAGGCAAAAUGAUUUUCAUGGUCCAAUCCCUCCAAGUUUAGGGUACUGCAAAAGUCUUCAAAUAUUGGCCUUAGCCGAUAACAAACUUUCAGGUUCAAUUCCACACACAUUCAGUUACCUUUCAGAACUUUUUAAGAUUACCCUUUACAACAAUUCCUUUGAAGGACCUAUCCCUCAUUCACUUUCUUCUCUCAAAAAUCUCAAAAUCAUAAAUUUUUCACACAACAAGUUCAGUGGAAGUUUCUUUCCUCUAACUGCUUCAAAUUCUCUGACUCUUCUUGACUUGACUAACAACAGUUUCUCAGGUUCUAUCCCUUCUAAUCUAGCAAAUUCCAGUAACCUUCGCCGUCUCCGGCUCGCAUACAAUAAUCUUACAGGAACCAUUCCUUCUGAAUUUGGCCAGCUUAAUGAUCUCGACUUUUUUGAUUUAUCACAUAACAGUUUAACAGGAGAAGUUCCACCUCAAUUCUCAAACUCGCGGAAAAUAGAACACAUUUUGCUGAGUAACAACAGAUUGAGCGGAGAAAUACCUCCGUGGUUGGGAGAUUUCCAACAACUUGGUGAGUUAGAUCUCUCAUACAAUAACUUCAGUGGCAAGGUACCUGCUGAAAUUGGUAACUGCUCAAAUUUACUUAAGCUUUCUCUCCAUCACAACAAUUUGUCUGGUGAAAUUCCUCAAGAGAUUGGGAACCUCAUUUCUCUUAAUGUCUUCAACAUUCAAAGCAAUAGUCUCUCCGGCUUAAUUCCUUCAACAAUUCAUCAAUGCAAGAAGCUCUACGAGCUAAGGCUCUCACAAAAUUUCUUGACAGGUACUAUACCAAUUGAGCUAGGAGGGCUUGAUGAGUUACAAGUGAUAUUGGAUUUGAGCAAAAAUCUCUUCUCUGGUGAGAUCCCUUCAUCUUUAGGAAACCUAAUGAAGCUGGAAAGACUAAACCUAUCUUCCAAUCAACUUCAAGGAAAAAUUCCUACUUCACUUGGUAAACUUACAAGCCUGCAUGUGUUGAAUCUCUCAAAUAACCAUCUUGAAGGCCAAAUUCCUUCCACCUUUUCAGGGUUUCCAAGAAGCUCUUUCUUGAACAACAGUCGGUUAUGUGGCCCGCCGUUAGUAUCUUGCUCAGGAUCAACAUCAGAAGGGAAAAUGCAGCUAUCAAACACACAAGUUGCAGUUAUAAUUGUGGCCAUUGUGUUUACUUCAACUAUGAUAUGCUUAGUUAUGUUGUAUAUAAUGCUUAGAAUCUGGUGCAACUGGAGAAAAGUUUCCAUAUCGAAUGCAGAUGGAGGUGCUGUUGCUACGAAGAAAGAGGAAAGUAGAUGGGGUUGUCAAGAUCAUAAGACAAGGAAUGGAGAGUAUUGGAAUAUGAAUUCAUUUGGAUUCAUUCCUUCACCAGAUAAGAAUAAUUCAGUAACAACAACUUGCUUCUUUAAUCUCAAAAUGGAAGCCAUGGAAAAUGCAAAUAUAUAAAAUGUUUAAAUCUUAAGAUUGGUUUCUUAGCUUUGAGGAGCAAUUAUAUUACUGGCACAUCAUACAAUGCUGACUUUAGUUUUUUUCUUUCCUGGUGUUAAGAGGCUAUAUCAAUAUUUGUAAAUAAAAAAGGGAUAUACUUAUAGUUAAAUAAAACCUGUAGUACAUUAUUAACCUUGAUUAUCUGGUAAAAGGAAAUAUCUCUCUAGGAA